GCAUUCAAUUUUUCUUUGGCUCAUCACUUUGUGAAAGACCUUGAGUGCUAACAGUGUUUUUACAUGAACAACUUCAUCUGAAUAUAGAAAACUUACAGGUGCCAGGUAUAGUCAAAUUUGAACGGAUAUCCAUGAUGGAUCCUCCGGACACAAGCUCUCUGUCUUGGUUGAGCGGCACAGCAUUUUUUAUAUUAAUUAUGGCGACAAUGGCAACGGUGCUCUCCUGGAUUGGACGCACCAAGGAACAGCAGACAGUGAAUCAAUAUUUAUUUGGUGGGAAGAAGAUGUCAACUUCACCUAUUGCAGUUUCUUUCAUCGCAAGCGCCGUUUCGAGUCUGCAAAUAUUGGAAAUUCCGAUGGAGGUAUAUCUCCAUGGGACGACGCAACUGCUUGGUGCCUUGAUCUCUCUAUACAUUGCAAUAAUCGUCGUCAUUCGUUUCAUCCUCCCGCAGAUACACAAUCAGCAAUAUAAUUCAUUAUUUGAGUUUCUCCAAAUUCGUUUCAGUAAAAAUACCCGAGCUAUCAUCGCUGCUGCUUUUGUUUUAAAAACCGUACUUUACAUUCCGUUUGUGAUCGCCAUUCCAGUGGCGAGGUUUAGCAGAAUUGCAGCGGUAUCGCCGAAACCGGUGCUGAUUCUGCUAAAUGGGCUGUGGACUUUUAAUCUCGUACUUAGCGGAUUUCAGAGCAUUGUUUGGUGCCAGUGCCUUAGCAUGAUGUCCAUAGUGGUUGGCUUGGCAUUCGCGAUUUUCAUCGGAUGGCAUAGCGUAGGCGGCUUCAAUGAGGUGCUUGAGAUUGCAAGUAGUGGUGGACGCCUGGAAAUUUUCGACAUAAACCCAAGUUCCUUUGCGUGGAGUACUUUCUGGACAACAAUCAUUGGAAUGAGCGCCAGUUGGUUGUAUUACCUUGGCGCAAACCCGGGGUCAUACCAAAAACUUAUUUCUAUACGGAAGGAAAAAAAUGCUGCUGAAGCUUUGGUGUGGUUUGGAGUCGGAUUGACUUUCGUUAAACUCUUAAUGGUGUUCCUAGGGCUCACAUUAUAUGCUGAGUUUAGCGGCUGUGAUCCUCUUUCGAAUAAGGAAGUCAGCAAAGCGUUCCUCGUACUUCACUAUAUCUGGAAAAUAUCAAAUGAGCGUUACAAUUAUCUUGCGUUAAUAUUUAUGAUUGAUAGUAUGUGUGUCGCAUACAGUUUCAUGUCAUCAAACCUGAAUACAGUGUCGGGCAUCAUAUAUGAGGACUUCGUUAAGAGGUCUUAUCUUAAAGAACCUACGGAGCAGCAAGCUACCACAUGCAUCAGGAAAAUCACAUUUUUAGUGGGGGCGUUGGUGACAUUGCUUUCUUUAUUCUACAAUGAUCUGGAUCCAGUUUUAUCUCAGCUCUUGCUGAGUGUUCUCAGAUUCACUGAUGGUGUAAUAGUCGCAAUAUUUUUCAUCGGAUUUCUUCGGAUUCGGAUAAUGAGAUCAAAGGCGACUAUUACAGGCUCCUGGCUCCUGGCAAGAGCAUGUGCAACUGCUUUGAUUGUUUACUGUGUCUUAUGGUCUCUUGAAUCUGGUGACAUUCAAUUCUCGACAAAACCUAUGUCAACAGUGGGCUGUCCCGGGAACAUACAGAAGAAUCCACUCAUGAAACAAGUAGUAGAGGGAGGUGCCAAGCCUCACUUAUUGCAUGGAAGUAGCGAGGAUAUUCAGCCCACAUCGCACGUUCCGCGACUUUCUCGGUGGUCACUCUCCCACUACACUGCCAUUGGCGCCCUCGUUUCUCUCGUGGUAGCCACCCUUUACGGUGACGUCAUCUACGCGGCUGGCCCAGAACAGGACACGGACAACAUCGUCAAAGUCGUUGUACCAACCUCCCAGUUUAAACACAAAAAUGCCGCCGGCACCACACAUAGCAUUGCCAGCAAACCGAAUGCCCUUCUCGACAAAGAGAUCGGAAUGACCUCCAUCAAGUGCGAACAACAGGUGCCUGAGGUUCAUGAGCCAAUGAAAGGCCGCCGUGGAGAAUCGAAGAAAAUGUGACUGGAAAAACUAAUUUAUCAACGUAACUUUUGGUUUUGAUGCUCCGGCCGACGACGCGACGUUGCAACAUCCGCUUUCAAGUUACAACUUGUAUGAUUAAAAAAUAAAUUGAUUUUCAUUGAAAAAUUUGA
Molecule: messenger RNA, 2146 nt
Organism: Bemisia tabaci
Lineage: Eukaryota; Metazoa; Arthropoda; Insecta; Hemiptera; Aleyrodidae
Source: RefSeq, a predicted model, not a curated record